This is a messenger RNA of Cuscuta campestris, 1002 nucleotides long. The record is from the annotation of a GenBank genome assembly. NCBI's taxonomy places the organism in Eukaryota, Viridiplantae, Streptophyta, Magnoliopsida, Solanales, Convolvulaceae.
CAUAGUCGCAUCCCUACUGUUUUUCAUGACCCCCGGGUUCUCCAAAAUUUACGGAGGGCUGGAUUUUAUGGGGUACACCGUGUGCACCCGAUUAGAUUUGAUCAUGGUUUAAUCACCGCUCUCAUUGAGCGGUGGAGACCGGAGGUGCAUGCUUUUCAUUUCGCUUUUGGAGAGAUGGGUAUCACUUUACAGGAUGUAGAGUGUCUAUUGGGUCUCCCCAUUAACGGAUUUGCAUUUCUUGGGUUGAGACGCACCGUAGAUGAGAGAGACCAUGAUUUUUUGCAUGCUCUGAACUGGACACUUCUUGAUGAACAUCUGGGCCGUCCUGACCAAUUUAAGAUCAAAGAAUUGUUUCCACGAAAUCCUGAACAGCAAGUUCAACCAAAUGCUGGAUGGACAAAUCGGGAGGUGGAGCAAUACACAGCUCGGGUCAUCUAUGGGUAUUUGGCGGGUCUUUUGUUUCCAGACUCAUCUGGCCGCUUUGCACCUACAGAUUUUGUAUCAUAUCUGGGAGAUUUUGACACGAUUGCGAAUUUUAGUUGGGGUUCAGCUGUACUUCAAGAUUAUUUAGUGGUUUAUGUCGGGCAUCCCUUCGAGUGAAUAAUUCCCGUCCAUGUGGAUAAGAUGCCAAAAUUGAUCAUCCCGAGCUCGUAAAGUACAGAAAAAUGGGACCCAAUGAGGCGUUACACGUCUCAGUGAAGAGCGAAAUUGGCCUUGAUGAAUUGAAGAGCAGAGUUCACCAGCUACUUACAUCUCAAUCAGAAAGGAUUGACAACCAAAAAAGCAAACAAGAAAACCUUGAAGCUCCUCUCCUCUAUAGUCUAUAGUGCUCCCUGACAAGAAACGCAUUAAGAAAGUGCACUCCCAAUGAUGAUGAAGAUCCGAAGUCAUAUAUUUCUAUUUUGCUUACCGUUCAGCUAAUUAGGCCACACUAGGCAUAGGCAUAGCUCAAGCGGUUUCUUUAUUUCAUACUCCACCAAUGAAUGAAAUUGAUCUCUAUCU